AGAUGGAAUUUGGAGCAAAAGGACAGAAGAAGCCAAAACCCAUUGAUGUGUUUAAGAAUGUCAAGGGCAGAUAUACUGGUUUAAUUAAAGCUCUCACAACAGAUGUGGAAGAACUUUAUAAGCAGUGUGAUCCUGAAAAGGAGAACUUAAGCUUGUAUGGACUCCCAAAUGAGCAAUGGGAGGUCAAUCUACCUGCUGAAGAUUCACCACCAAGCCUUCCAGAGCCUGUUCUUGGUAUCAACUUUGCUAGAGAGGGGAUGGAACAAAAGGAGUGGCUUUCUUUUGUUGCCUAUCACAGUGAUUCUUGGUUGCUUGCUAUUGCCUUCUACGCUGGUGCUAGAUUUGGAUUUGGCAAAGCCGAGAGGAAGAAGCUCUUUGACAUGAUAAAUGAUUUACCUUCAAUACAUGAAGUAGUGAUUGGUGUGCCAGAGACGCAACAAAAAGAAAAACCUACAGUCCCUAAUCAAAGUAAAAACAAAUCCAAGCCAAACGCCAGUAAGAGGGCAUCGGAGCCUCAGGGUAUGCUUACAAAGUUACAGCAAAAAUAUGAAGAUGAUGAUGAUGAUGAUGAAGAAGCAGGAGACGAAGAAGAUAAAGAAGACGAGGAGGAAUGGGGUAUUGAGAUGGAUGUUGAAGAGGAGGAAGGUGAGACACUGUGCGGCGUAUGUGAGGGGAAGUAUGCAAAGGAUGAAUUUUGGAUAUGUUGCGAUCAUUGUGAAACAUGGUUCCACGGCCAGUGUGUGAAGAUCACCGCUGCCACAGCUGAGUACAUUAAGCAAUACAAGUGCCCGCCUUGCAGCAGCAAAAGAUCCCGGACUCACUUUACAGAAUACUGAUCAACAAGAGUUCUCUUGCUGCUAAGUGCAGCUAACUGUUUUAGUUAGGCUAUUCAUGAUGUUUAGCAAAAAUGUCUGAAGUUCAGUCUCAGCCAUAUGAAACUUCAAAUGUUUUAUCUCAAGUUAGACUUUGUUAAGACUAACUUCAGUCGUUGCAUGUCUGAAGUUGUCCCCAAG
This is a messenger RNA of Solanum verrucosum, 1013 nucleotides long. RefSeq names its product PHD finger protein ALFIN-LIKE 4-like. Gene Ontology annotation, cellular component: nucleus. Lineage: Eukaryota; Viridiplantae; Streptophyta; Magnoliopsida; Solanales; Solanaceae. The transcript has 5 exons. Gene Ontology annotation, molecular function: transcription cis-regulatory region binding; transcription coregulator activity; histone binding. The record is from RefSeq and is a predicted model, not a curated record. Gene Ontology annotation, biological process: regulation of DNA-templated transcription. Bases 3 to 836 code for a protein of 277 amino acids.